This is a messenger RNA of Microthlaspi erraticum, 1434 nucleotides long. The record is from the annotation of a GenBank genome assembly. Lineage: Eukaryota; Viridiplantae; Streptophyta; Magnoliopsida; Brassicales; Brassicaceae.
AUGGCCAGUUCUAGCAAGGAAUCGGCCACCAAAGUUAAUUUAUUUGGUAAGCGAAAUCCUGAAGAUGAUUUGGAGACCAAACCGUUUCUGAAGAAACAUAAGGAAACCUCUUACCAAACCGUGGAGGACAAGGAAUCUGCCGUAACAGGAAAGACGCUCUUUAUUUGCCGUCUCCAUGACCAAACUAAAAUAUCAGACAUCAUCGAUUUCUUCAAAGAUGUUGUUCAAGUUGUUCGUGUUCGACUCUCUGUAAGCAGCAAGUGUCUUCAUUUGUGCUAUGGCCAUGUUGAGUUUGCUUCUGCUAACGAAGCAAACAAGGCACUGGAAAAGAAAAAUGGUGAAUACUUGCUCGGUUCUCAGAUAAAACUUUUUGCCUCUAAAAAAACUCCAAAGCGUCCACGACCCAACUACAAAGACUACCUUGAACGAGAGAGCCUUCCUAUAGAAGAAGAUGAGACACAGGAAGUAGUCUUUGUAGCCAAUCUCUCUCCCCAAACUAAAAUCUCAGAUAUCAAACACUUCUUCGAAGAUGCUGUUAGUGUUCGACUUAUUGUUAACCCCGAGGGUAAGCAUGUGGGCUAUGCCUUUGUCGACUUCGCUUCUGCUCACGAAGCAAAGAAGGCGCUGAAAGAGAAGAAUGGUGAAUAUUUGCAUGACCACAAGAUUUUUCUUCAAGUGGCUAAGACAGCUCCAUACCCUCCACGUCCCAAGUACAACCUUGCAGAGAAGCUUUGUUACGAAGACUACCUUCGACGACAAAACCUUGUGCUAGAAGAAGAUGAGACAGUUGAAACUCCCAAUUUUGUUGAGGCAGUUGCUGUAAGAAAGAAGACGCUCUUUGUUUCCGACGACACGGGCAAGCAUAUAGGCGAUGGCUUUGUUGAGUUUUCUUCUGCUAACGAAGCAGAGAAGGUGAAAGAGUCAUCUGAAAAGUAUGAAGACUACCUUCGACAAGAAAACCUUCUGAUAGAGGAAAAUGAGGCAGUGGAAGGACAUGAUGAUAUUCUCGAGUAUAUUGAGGAAGUUGCUGCGAGAAGAAAGACCCUUUUUAUCGCCAAUAUCCCUUGCGAAACUAGUAUACCAAGGAUCGUCCAUUGCUUCAAAUAUGUUGGACGAGUUGUUCUUCUUCGACUUAUUGUAGACCACAGGGGUCAGCAUGUUGGCUGUGGCUUUGUUGAGUUUGGUUAUGCUUACGAAGCAGACAAGGCGCUGGAAGAAGGGAGUAAUCGUGAGUUUAGUCUAGACGUGGCUGAGAUAGCUCCGUACCCUCUCCGACCCAAGUACAACCUUGCUGAGAAACUUUGGUCCAAGGUAAAAAGCCUUCUGGUAGAAGAGGAAGAAGAAGAAGAAGAAGAGGAGGAAGAAGAAGUGGAAGAUUAUGAUUUGGAGGGCGGAGUCUGCUGUAAGAAGGUUACUUUCUGUUACGACGACUGA